CAGACGUGGAGGCAGCUCCCACGGCCGCUGGCAUUGCUGCUGCAGGCAGAGACCCUCCAUUGUCAGCCCUGGGGGGGGGCUGCCGGGGGCCAGGCCCUGCACGGGGAUGCAGGGAGAGGCCCAGCAGCAGCAGGGCUGGGUUUAGGGGCUCGCCGGAGCGGGGCACGGGGGGGAGCGUCACCUGGGGUGGGGGGGAGCAUCCUGUGCUGCUGGGGCUCAGGCGGGGAAGCGGGGUGCUGCCUCCUGACCCCCCGGGAGCAGGGGUGCGAUGAGCUCUCAGGAUGAGCAGUUCCAAGCAGCAGCAGCCCCUGACCCAGCGGCUUCCUCCGCCGAGGAUGGCAUGACCUGGUGGUACAGGUGGCUCUGCAGGAUGGCCGGGGUCAUCGGGGGCAUGUCCUGUGCCUUUGCUGGUCUCUGGAACUGUGUCACCAUCAACCCCCUGAACAUCGCAGCCGGCGUGUGGAUGAUGCUCAACGCCUUCGUCCUGUUCCUGUGCGAAGCCCCCUUCUGCUGCCAGUUUAUCGAGUUUGCAAAUGCCGUCUCUGCGAGGGCAGACAAGCUGCGGGCCUGGCAGAAAGCUGCUUUCUACUGCGGGAUGGCUGUGUUCCCUGUCAUGCUCAGCCUGACGUUGACCACGCUCUUUGGAAAUGCCAUUGCGUUUGCCACCGGGGUGCUUUAUGGCCUGUCAGCGCUUGGCAAAAAGGGAGAUGCCAUUUCCUACGCUCGGAUCCACCAGCAGCAGAAGCAAAUGGAUGAAGAGAAGCUCACGGGGGACCUGGAGGGACAGGCUAUCUGAAGCCCACAACCUUGGGGUAACCUCUCCUGGACACUGAGAUGGUGAAGAUAUGGAAAUCCACCCUGCCCUUCCCUCUGCCCGCUCCCUCCUCUGUUACGCCACGAUUUCCCUGGACACUGCAGCAACUGGAAAUCUCAGGGGCUGGGGCCGGCUGUGCCCUCUUCUCACACCAGCAGCCAGAUCUCAGCGUGUUGCUCCCUCUCUCCUUCUCAACCCUCAACAAAAUAUCUCCCAGUCCCCCUAUUUUUUAAUUUAUUUUUUUUUUUUGGCUGCAGAGGUGCUGGCUCUUUGAGUGCUGCUUUACCAGCCUGAAUAGGUAGCCUUUCUUUGGAGUGAUGCCCGAUAAUGAGCCGAGGAUGCAGUGCUCAUUUGGGAACUGCUCCCUGGAUGGGGUGAGAAGGGACAGAGCUCACGUGCCAGCUCCUUGCUUGUACUGGUCUCAUGGGAGUCAGGGAGCUGCUGGCCUCACACCUGAGCAGAACCUGACAUUGCACGUAGUAACAGUCUCUGGUGUGGCACUUUCCAGGUGUAAUACACUAAUCCAGGGUUUAGCAAUACAUGGUGGUGCUUAAGCUUGGUUCUCUUCCAUUGAGUAUAUUUUAAUAUGGGUCCAGUUAGGCCAGGCAUGGGCAGCAUCCCUGCAUGGGAAAGGACUUCCAGCAAAAAACCCACAUAAAGACGACAACCCCCUCUGCAGAGGAGCUGCCAGAGGUGCUGGGGCAGAUCCCGGCACCCACAAAGCACAGCCCUGCAUCCUCUGGAUACAGCUGCAGGCAGUUACUGCAAUUUACUUGAAUUAUAAGAAUUACUUUGUCUUAAUAAGGGUACUUUUCUUAAGCUUCACUCUUUUUACUGGGGAAGAAGGGACAUAAGGUUUGCUUUACCUCAGCUGAAAAGGGGUACUAUUGCUUGAGCCAAGUGGGAUUUUUUGCUGGUGUAAGGCUUACUGAUGUGCAAGAGCAUCCUUCUCUCGUGAGCCUGGGACUCUGCUCUGUUGUCUCUCACUCCCAGCAUCUGCUCCUGCUCCUGCGAUCCAUCCCUCUGAGCAAGGGACCAGCUCUUUGCUUCUGUCUGGUACAGCCUUUGUCUUUGGGCUCAUGCUCUUUUUGCAUCAGUCCUGAGCUGGUUUUGUAUGGGAAGGUGGCAUAUCCUUCCUUUGCAAACACAGAGAAGUCUGCACCGUUUCAGUGUGGAUAGCUGGGAUGUCUUGCUGCUUUAUUGCAGGCUCCAUCAGUGGUUUUCACACCCUGUUUUCUGUUUGCUUUGUACCAUGCAGGACAAAACUGCUCACUAAGCCCACAUCCCCCUCUUCUCAUCAUGGUUUCUUCUGGAGUUUUUGAUUUAUUUGAUUUUUACAUGAUUGCUUUUUGUUGAUUAGGAAAAGGGGGAAUAAUUUAUUUCUAGUUAUUUAAGUAUUUUGAUGAGACUCAUUUUGUCUGGACAUAGGAUAAAAGAGUGCUACGUUUCCUGUCCUUCAAGGACUGCCUCGUUUCACUGGCAGGGGUCUCUGAGCCCAGGGAGAGCCCUGGCUGCCGUAACUGGGAUGCUGUAAAACCCUACUUCAGCCUUCAGAGCAUUUCUCAGACUUUUGAAAAGUGUGUUGUCCUUUGGCCCCUUUGUCUUCUUCUGGGCCACCGGCUUGACAAAGGUUGUUUUCCCCCUUUUCUGGGAGGGAGAAAGGAGGAAAACUGGGCUGUAAGUGCUGGAUUGGAGGAUGGUACUCACUUGGCAGCCAGGGCAGGUAGCAGCUGUGGUGGAACAGUGGUGGUGGGGACUGCAGCCUGUUCUGGCUCCUCUGCCCUGGCAGCUGAGCUCCCGCAUCUGUGGUCCCAUGUGAAUCCCUGGGCUACCAGGGGGGUUGUGCUGUGCUCUGGGAAAUGCGGUGGGAGGCUGACUGCUGUCUGUUAGAGGGUCUGUCUGCCAGCCACUCUGUGGCUUUCUUGUUGAAAACGAUCUAUCCAGCAUGUCCUUCCUCGGGUGCGGUGUGUAUUUGCAUCAGCUGAAUGAGACCAGCAGGUCCCCGCAGUGCCUGGAUGGAGCCGCUGCCGAGGGGGUGGCUGGGUGCGGGGCAGUGUGUGCAUUGCGGCGGGUCCCUGGCGAUGGGGGGGCUAAGCUGCCAGCUAACCUGAGCUGUUGUUUCUUCCUUGGAAUUGAGGGAGGUGUGAGGAUUUACACCGGUCAGGAACGCGCCUUGGGUUUGUUCACACUCACGGGCCCUCGCAGCUGGAUGCUGGGGAGCCACUUUGUGCUAAGACCCUUCCCCCCGCCUCUGGACCAUGAUUGCUCUGACACCAGCUGCUCUGGGACGCAGAAUAACCCAGAUACAGCUUGUGGCAAUAAGAGCUGUGCCAUUAUAGACCCCGCAGCUCUGGGCCGAUCCUCGUUGCUGCAUGCAAUACGGGGGCCGUUGGCUUUCCUCGUGCACGUGUGCAGGGGCUGCAGCCUGGCCGCGCUGCCUGCAGCAACGGGGUGCAGCAGGAGCAAUGCACUGCAGCCCACGGGGUGCUCAGCAGUGGUGGCCGCUCUGCUCUUCCAGCCAGCCGUGUCCCUGUGCAGCACCUUCACUGGCUGGGUCACGUGCAGAGUCCUGCCUAGCAAACGGGAUGUCUGCUUUGAUUUCAGGGGGGUUUGGGGAGUUAAGUAGUGUUAGUAGAAGAAUGUUGCAGGCUGAUGCACGUAGCUAUGAGCAUGUCUUUGGUAGUGACUGCUUGGCUCUGUGAGUAGUUCCACAGUAGCUUUGGUGACGGGAGGCGAAAGGUAAAGCAGUGGCAAUAGAGGAGCACUUGCAGGCUGAUCUACGCCCGUGGUGAUGAACCACAGAACUGGUAGGACCUUCGCUGGCUUCACCUGAUUGUCCUAAUGCCAUGGACCAGCAGCAGUCCCGGGGGCUGUUGCAGGCAGGUGCUGCUCCAGGUCACCUGGGGGGCUCACUGGCACCGACGGGUCCACUCUGCUCCCUUGGCACCAACGGCACAAGUCCCUUGGACGCCAGCUGUGCUGUCACGAUGUGUUUUGUGGCAGUUGGGCCUGACCCUGGGGCCAAGGCAAGUGAACAGUCUGCAUCAGCUCUGCCACUGUUAGUGGGUUGCAAAGCUCAGCUCUAAGCUCCACGCUUUUGUUGGGGCCUCAGGGACUCUUCUGUAAGGGCUGAGCUGGAGCCUUUGAUCACAACCCUUGAAGGCACUGGCUCUGUUCAGUGUCUAUGCCUGCCACAACAGGAGGGGUCUCAGAUCUGUGCUCCGAGAGUGCUGACUCCUACAGAUGUGUGUCGGCAGUGGGAGCUCUUGGGAAUUGUGCCCGUCUGAUGCAGCUGAAGCCAAGCCAGGCGCUGCCACCAUUGCCGGCAUGGCUUGGUGACAGCACCCAUGGCUUAUCAGAGUUGUAGUAACAGUUAGUAGAUGGUCUCACCUCCGUGUGGGCAAGAGACUGUUUUUGUGGAGAUAGAAAGGACCUUUAGAGUAGUAGCAUCACAGUAGUUAAUAUGCCCAUUCACAGUGCAUGGUGGUUAUUAAUUGUGUUUAGAGGCACCGUCAGGGUGCUUGAAGCUGUGUAAGGAUAAAUGAAGUUAAAAGCCCUGCUCUAGAGAUUUUACAGGCUCAACCCAAUCCCUGCUGAUGGCAUCCAGCCUGGAUGGCUAAUCCGUGGGGUCUCUAUGGAAGAGGUUUUGCUUGCUCCAUCUUGGAAAGUCCUCUUGGGAGACGAUGGGACAGAAGUUUUGUUACGUGAGAACUCAAGAGAGUGGGUGACGUGUUGACUACAGUGAGUUGUUGACACCAAGUGUGGAAAGACACCUGGGUACUGGCAGCACACGUGAGCUUAGCAAUGGACUGUUACACUGUCCACCGCAUGAGCUGUGCGCUUCUUACCCACGUGCAUUUAUACAGCGUGCAACUCUUCCGUGUCCCAGGCAGUCGCGAAGCUGACGGCACUUGUGCAUAUGAGCUCCACCAUCCCCUGGGGCUGCCCGUUGGGUGUGAAGAGAAGAAGAGAAGCUCACAUUCUGCUGUGUGCCCAGAACUCGUUGCUCUGGGCAGGAGCUGAUUUUGUAACACCAAUUGAUUCUCUGUGUGUGCAGUGAAUAAAAAGACCAUUCUACCUCUGGAAA
Messenger RNA from Falco peregrinus (peregrine falcon), 4901 nucleotides. It is a transcript of the gene CACFD1, whose product is annotated as calcium channel flower domain containing 1. The coding region runs from base 269 to 796 and encodes 175 amino acids. The transcript has 5 exons. Gene Ontology annotation, cellular component: membrane. NCBI's taxonomy places the organism in Eukaryota, Metazoa, Chordata, Aves, Falconiformes, Falconidae. The record is from RefSeq and is a predicted model, not a curated record. Gene Ontology annotation, biological process: vesicle-mediated transport.